GUGGAGGCAGUAGUGGACCACCGUGUGCGGGGGCGCUUCACGGAGUAUAAGGUGAGGUGGAAAGGCUUUGGCCCCAAGGAUGACUCCUGGGUCCCUGAGGCUGAGCUUAACUGUGACACCCUCCUCAACAAGUACUUCAAGACAGCUGGAGCCAAGCAGGAAGAGGUGUAUGAGGUGGAAGCCAUCAUGGGCUUGAGGGAAGUGAAAGGACGCACCGAAUACAAAGUGAGAUGGAAGGGCUGGAGUGCAAAGUAUGAUUCGUGGCUGUCUGAGGAGGAGCUGAAUUGCCCUGACCUCCUGAAGCGCUUCCUGUCAACCCUAGAGAAGUUAGAAAAGCAGGAAGAUUGGCAGGUGGAGAAGAUCCUGGACUCCAAAGAGAAGAAGGGCAAGAUUGAGUAUCUGAUCCAGUGGAAGGGCUGGGGGCCCAAGUACAACACAUGGGAACCUGAGGAAAACCUCUCUGGCUGUCAGCAGAUCUUGGAGCGUUUCAAGGAGUCACAGCAGAAGGAAAAGGAUAAGAUGCUGAAGGAGGGGCGGAGAAUGCGAGAGGAGAGGCCAACAACCCAGAGGUUUGCCGACAACUUCUCAGAAGGAACUCGCUCCCGGUCACGAAGAGCCGGCAAAAACCGUUCAUAUUCAGAGUUUUAUAACCAGUGAAUUUGUGACAGGUGGAGAAAGAGAAUGAAAAGAAGAAAAAACUCUUCUUGACCCUUUAGAAAAAAAAAAAAUAAUAAUUUUUUAAGGAGCAUUAAACUUUAUAGGAGGAAAAAGUUGAAUACCUAUAUGUUGAGAAUUCAUUAGCAGUGCAGUGCAUUUUAGGGUGUGUUGUGUAUCCGUUGGCAUUGCAGUGGUAGUGAAUACUCAUUUUACUUUCAUAGAAGAAAAAAAGAAUUGUGAGAAUAAUCACAUGCAGAGUAGAAGAAUGUUUUAGUUAUCAUGUCCUAUUUUUGUAGAGCAGAAAGUCCUGUAUUAGCAGAAAAUUGUUAUCUAAUACAUAUCCAUUCAUUUGUAAAGUUGUAGAUUUUCGUUAUCUAGAUGGAACUGUUGCAUUUGUAUUUUAUUUUUUUAAAUGUUUUUGCUUGUUUUAGAAAUUUAUGAACCUAACUUACUCAAAAGCCAUGGGUGAAAAAAAUAGGGUAUAUAAAUGUGGUAAUUAUGGAAAACUUGAAACAUUGCCAGAUAGAACUCAAUGAUCCUGAAUAAUCAGUUCUGCAGAA
Molecule: messenger RNA, 1217 nt
Organism: Penaeus monodon (black tiger shrimp)
Lineage: Eukaryota; Metazoa; Arthropoda; Malacostraca; Decapoda; Penaeidae
Product: M-phase phosphoprotein 8-like
Biological process (GO): chromatin organization; negative regulation of transcription by RNA polymerase II
Cellular component (GO): pericentric heterochromatin
Molecular function (GO): chromatin binding
Source: RefSeq, a predicted model, not a curated record